AUGGCUCAACUUGACAUAAACAAAAAAAAAACAAAUGAAUUCACAUAUACUGAAAUAUUGGAGGAAGUUAAUAUUCAUGUUUAUAUUAGAAUAAUAUGUUGAAACGUAAACUUUAGGAUUUGGUGAAGCAAAUCAAACAAUUUGAAUAGGAAAGCAAAGGGCUGCAAUAUGAGAAUGAAAUUUUACAAAAAUGCUUGGCUUAAUAAAAGAAUAAUACUUAAUAAGAAUAAAAAAAUAAAUAAGUGGAGGAUUAAAUUGCUCAAUUAUAGGCAAUUCAUCAAAGAGAAAAAGAGUAUUGGAUAAGAGAUCAAUAAGAACAAGUGAAUCGAAUCAAAUAAGUAUAAGAACAAACCAAGAGAAUAUUAUAAGAUAAGAUUGAUCAUCUUGAGAAGGAGAAUGAAUUUUUAUAGAUGGAGCUUGAGAACAAUAAAACGAUAAUUGAAAAUUAUGAAUUUUAAAUUGAAUAAAGUAAUAGCUUAUUAUAAAUUAGUUUAAUAAAAUCAUAAGGCUGAAUCAAGUAAUUUAUAGAGGGAAUUGAAAUAAAAAUAAUACAGCAUAGAUGAAUUAAAAUUUUAAAUUCAGGAAUAAGGAAUGAUAUCUUAAAGAAGCAAUAAUAAUUAGGAGUUGUUAAAUAAAUUAAAAGAAGCAAUGUAUUUAUAAUUGAAUUACAAUUUUAGAGACGAAUUGAAUAAGUGUAAAAAAAUCAUAUCUAAUCAACAAUAUGAAAUAUAAUUAUAAUGUAGGCUCUUUGAUGAAUUAAGAUAAGAUUAUUAAAAGAAAUUAUGUAAAGAACGAUCUAAAUCCUAAAUGAGUUUCAAAGCAGCUCAAGAGGUCAAAAAUGAAUAUGAAAAGAAAUACUGUAAUCUAAUGGAGCAGAUAAUUAAAAACCAAACCUCGAGAAGUUGCAAUGCUUCUUUUAAACUAUUGCCAAGCUCAAUGGAUUAAACUAUGAAUAACGAUUUUUCAAGAAUCUCCAAUAAUUAAUCUAAUAAUAUGUAUGUUUGAUUGUAGUAAUUCAUUUUAGUGGAGGAUUGAGUGCUAUCAACAAAGCUUUAAGCGAUUCUAUUGAUGAUUACGAAAAGAGUAUAUUGAAUAACAUAUCUGGAAAUGUAACAAAGAGGAAACCUAGCAAAUCCGAAUGGGAAAAAAAGUAAAAAGGACAGCAAAAUAUCAUGAUAAGCGUUACUCCAGAAAAUUAGAUGCGCCCUCAAUCUUAAUAGUAGGAAAUAUGUAUGAUAUUUUGAUGUCAUGUUUAGUUUCACCCAAAAUUUCUCAAAAGAGAGCCUAGUCUAUUCAUUCAAGCAAGGGUAUAAAAUAGUAUACAUUCAAUUUAUGCGAAUACAAUGAAUCUCGCAAUUCAAAUGAUUCUGAUCAAUUUUAUAGUUAAUGCACUUAGUAGACAAGACAGAGCAAGCUCACAUUGAAGCCAUAGAAAUGUAAUAAUGAUGUGAAAAGGAAUUCAAAACAUUAAAAAUCACUUUCUACCUAUAGGAGUGUCAAGGACAAAGAAAAUCUUUAGUUUACUAUUCCAGAGGAGAAUCAAAAAAUAAACAGUAUAAAUACUAGCAAAUAAUUAUAAAUUUUGGAAGAUAAAAAUGAGAGAUUGGAUACUAAUACAAAAUUUAACUCUUUAUUAAAAGUAAUUUGA
Paramecium octaurelia is the source of this 1648-nucleotide messenger RNA. NCBI's taxonomy places the organism in Eukaryota, Ciliophora, Oligohymenophorea, Peniculida, Parameciidae. The record is from the annotation of a GenBank genome assembly.